AUGGGCCCCCUCAGCAGCUGUCUCUUCUGCAAGACCAAACCCUGGAACGAGAAGGAGCUCGAACUCCUCAACUGGUACAGCGUGCACAUGAACGGCCGACUGGAUACGUGUAUCUGCACCUGGCACAAUCGGAAACAAAUCCAGCUGCUUCCUGAUGUUCGCCAGUCGAUUGUUCAGGAAUCGAGACGACGGACGACACCGCUCGGCGAGCUGAGGAUGAGAGUCUUUAUGGACCAUUAUCGUGGGAUGCAGGCCGAUCGGAAGAAGUCUGCACGGUGCGUCGUGAUGUGA
Molecule: messenger RNA, 291 nt
Organism: Cladophialophora carrionii CBS 160.54
Lineage: Eukaryota; Fungi; Ascomycota; Eurotiomycetes; Chaetothyriales; Herpotrichiellaceae
Exons: 1
Coding region: 1-291 (96 amino acids)
Source: RefSeq, a predicted model, not a curated record